AUGUACCGUGUACCCAGACGAGCGCAGCUGGGCUUGCCUUCUUCGCACACGAUGCACCUUGGCCACUCCAUGCUGAAGGCGUUUGCAGAUGGUUACUGCGCUACGGACGCCACGAAGCCUCCUCAGACCCAGGAGCUCGUUGUAAACGCUCAGGCGCUCGCUGGAGCUGGUCCAGCUCUCGCACAGCUGGUCAGCGAAAUGCCAGGCUUGCGGUCAUUGCGCCUGCUGACGGCCUCAAACCCGCCGAGGCCAGCAGGCCUGCGCCGUGCAAGCUCGCCUGCACAGCAAGCCUGCAGCAGCGGACAGGACUUCGCUCAGCUGACCAGCAUCCAGAUCAGAGGCGGCUUCUCCUUGGACUCGCUGAACCUUGGAGCGAUGUUGUCCAGCGCCAGCAGCUUGCAGGUCCUGGACCUGAGUGGAUCCGAAUUUGGAGAUGCUGAUGCUCAGCUUUUAGCUGCCGCAAAUGUUGGGCCUCUUCCAGAGCUUCACCUCCUGGGCUUCAGGGGCUGCAAGUUGCAGUCGCCGGCAGCAGCUGCAGCGCUCGCAAGGGCAGUGAACCACUUCGGAAGCAUCAGGCACAUCCGCAUGCAGGCCAACCGCUGGCGUGUCGAGGCCCACCGAUCCUUUGCAGAGCACCUGCUCGAGUCCAGCGCACAGGCUUUGGUUUCCCUUGAGGCUGGAUAUUCGUCGCACGGGCAGCAGGGUCAGGCCUUGCCAUCUCAGAGUCGUCCACCGCGCACGGCAGACCCCAGUCCAGGCACCCCGGCGGAGUCGUUGGCAGAGGAACUGGUGGAAGGUGGGGAUGCCCCUGGAACUGAGUCACGUUCCGACAAGCUACACUUCCUCGCCCAGUUUGGAGUCGGGCUAUGGUUAUCAGCUGUUGCGUGCAGACUGGCCAGCGGUCUGCAGGAGCUGAGGCUGGAAAAACUGGAUGUUGGAGCUCCUCCCUUAGAGCCAAGGUCCAUGUCAGUCUCCAUCUCGUCCAGCUUUCUCGUGGUGUUUGCCAGGAAGCUCCGACAGCUUCUCCCCUUCCUUGAUGGCGAGAUGAGGAUGAUGGGGGAAAGUGCCCUCAGCCACAUCACAGAAUGGAUACAGCAGCACUGGGGGGAAUCAGUCCAGCUCCUCAUCAGCAGCGAUGAGGAGACCCAGCACCUGGACCAUGACCACCCGGUAAUGAGGCCCCAACCGGAAGAGCAAACCGAAGGGGGAAAUCGAAGCGCCUAUCUCGGGGGCGACGUGGGGGAAACGCUCUUGGACCUGGCAAGCGGAGCGGCCAGUGUCCGAAGCUGGUCCAUGCACUUGGAGUCUAGGUCCCCAGCUGCCGCUGCCGAGCGGGCCAGUGACUUAACUGGACGCAAUCCAUUUCCGAUCGAUGUGGAGAAUGCCGGGCCUCAGACGUCAGAGCAUGACCAGACAGCUUACCCAAUGGCACAGUGUGCACGCCAAGGCAGAGGAAACGCAAUGCUGAGAGCUGAGGCAAUGGCUGCUUCAGCUUUCAGGGUCUUCGAUCCGAGCCAAAGGUGUGGCAUCAAAACGGUUCCAGCUGCCGCUUGGUUGAUUCCCAUGCGUGGUGAUGGCUGGCGACGGACAGUGACAGAAAGGAGCUUCGAUGGUGGCGGUUUUCGGGCUGCCUUCCGGCUGGAAGCCGCUUUGAGAAGUGGCUCGCUCGCCGCUCGACAGCCAACCCCCAACAUGCGAGAAGCAGAUGCGUGUGCAGCGGCGAGUGACGGUGUGGUAUCCAAGCUGCCCUACCAAAAGUUGGUUCCGGGGAAGCGAACCGGCAGGUACAUUCGUGUGCCAGACAUCGGUGAGCUAGCAGAUGAGCAUGAGCAGCAUUCCGUUUAUCUUCGAAAUGGGAGGGGCGUCGAAGCUACGCUUGAAACCACUGGUUUCGAACUGAGGAACCAAGCGACCCAAUGCACGAACUUUUUUGAUCCAGUUGCAGUGGCUACAAUCUACUACCCGGAAGUUGAAGCACUCGUGAAGCAUUCUACAGGUUGUGCGGACGUGAUAGUUUUUGACCAUACAAUUCGCGAAAGUGGUGCCACUGGCCUUAAUGUGCUUUCUGAGACAUCUCAAGCGGCUGCGCCUGUCAUGAGGGUUCAUACAGACUACACAGAUGAGUCGGCACCUCGCAGGCUGCGAGAUUUGGUACGAUCAGAGAGCUACACAGGCAUGAAAUUGUCGGAAGAGGACUGCGAGCGAAUCCUCAGCUCGAGGUACUGCUUUAUCAACGUUUGGAAAAGCAUCGCAGAAGAGCCGGCUACAAGAUGUCCGCUGGCCGUUUGUGAUGCCAAAUCAGUGGACUAUUCGAGAGCCAUUAAAUAUGAGAUGCACUUCCCAGAUCGGAUUGGGAGCAACUACGCCCUCGAGUUCUCUCCACAGCACAGAUGGUACUACUACCCAGGGAUGGGAAAGGACGAGAGUCUUUUGUUCAAGGUCUUCGAGAAGGACGCUUCAAGAACGCAGUCAGUGUUUCACACAGCCUUCCAUGACCCGACAACGCCCGAGGAUGCACCAACUCGUCGAUCCAUCGAAUGCCGGACUAUUGCCUGCUUUGCUGAGUCAGAAAGUGGGAAAUGCUCCUACCAGCCUUUGCAGUUGAUGCAUGUUGUGAUGCAUUCCAAUAAAGCAGCUAGCACAUGCUGGCACGACCAUCUUGCAUGUUCUCAAAAAGCACCAGCCAUGAAGCAAAUCCUCGAGAGCAAUGCCUGGCGUUUGCCGGCACAGGUGACAGUGAGCUUCAUUGCAGCACCUGGAAAGCACCCGCCAGAUGAGCUCAAUGUGGAGCGGCUUAUCUCUCAGCUCCCUCCACCACUGAAAAAGCAUUUAUGGCUGAAGACGCCGAAUUUACGGCGGAAACUAGCCGGCCAGGCUCAGCAGCUCAUCGAUGCUGCCAUAGAGGAUGACCCGGAGAACGGGCAGAUGAUCAAAGCAGCCAUUCGACAAGGUGUCGACAAUCUGAACCACGAAGCGGAUUUGCAUCCCUUGGAGUUCCAGCAGUCACUCAAGGACAUGGAGAGGAUUGAACGAGCACUCAAGGUGCACUCCAUGCAGCACGUGCUCUAUUGUUCAUGGAACUGGCUGCCUACAUCGACCAAGCGCAGAAACAAUUAUGUGCUGAGGGCUUUCCUGUAG
Molecule: messenger RNA, 3138 nt
Organism: Symbiodinium necroappetens
Lineage: Eukaryota; Dinophyceae; Suessiales; Symbiodiniaceae
Source: the annotation of a GenBank genome assembly